Molecule: messenger RNA, 1689 nt
Organism: Salvia miltiorrhiza (redroot sage)
Lineage: Eukaryota; Viridiplantae; Streptophyta; Magnoliopsida; Lamiales; Lamiaceae
Exons: 13
Coding region: 236-1462 (408 amino acids)
Biological process (GO): ribosomal large subunit biogenesis
Cellular component (GO): nucleolus; preribosome, large subunit precursor
Molecular function (GO): protein binding
Source: RefSeq, a predicted model, not a curated record
UUUAAUUUUGAGAAAACUAGGGUUGAUUUGAGCCUUGAGGAGGCAUUCUUCUCCUCUGUCCAACUGAAUUUGCCAUCCUAAUCGUGUAUUGGAUCGAGAAUCGACGAGAUUCUCGAGCUUCUCCACCUCACAGAGGAGUUUUAUUUCUAUAUUCGAUUCCCCGCCAUUUCUCCUCAAAUAUAUUGGAGUAUUUAUUGAGAUUUUGAAGCAAGUACCUAACAGAUUUCGAAUAGUUAUGCCACGUACAACGACGGUCGAAAGUUCCGGCUGCCCUCCACUACGAGCCCUAACCUUUGACGUUCUCGGCCUUGUCAAAGUUUUAGAGGCACGAGGCGGGCAGAAUGGAAAUGCUGCUAAAGUGGUGGAACGAUGGGGUGACCCGGACGCCUCCAAAUGUGUGCUUUCAGCUUCAAUUCUUGACCGAGAGUCUGACCCGCUGGUCGGUAUUGCAAGGAAAUCUGGAUCAGUUGAAGUUAUUAGUGCUAUAAACGGGGAUCUUCAAGUUCAUAUUCCAGAUUUAUGUCAGUCUGCAGUCAGUCCUGAGGAUGACUCCAUUACUGGAGUGCAUUUGUUGCAAAAACAUAAAUCAGAGUCAUCAUCUAGGUCAUGUACACUGCUUGCCUCUACAACAAAAGGACAUGUGAGAAUGGAAUCUGUUAAAUUCGGCAAAACUCCAACAGAGUCUGUUCGUGAUCCUUCUCCGACAGUGUGGACUGUAUGUGAAUCGGGUAAUAUUUUGUGCUCAAAAGUGAGUGAAGAUGAGAAUCAUGCCUUAUUUGGAGGGAAGGGUGUUGAGGUUAACAUAUGGGAUCUUCAAGAAUGUGUGAAAAUCUGGACUGCGAAAUCUCCCCCUAAAGACAACCUUGGAAUCUUCACGCCAACUUGGUUUACAUGUGCAACCUUUUUGAGUAAAGAUGAUCAUCGAAAAUUUGUUGCUGGGACCAACUCUCAUCAGGUUCGGCUCUACGACAUCUCUGCUCAGAGAAGGCCUGUGAUUUCAAUUGAUUUCAGAGAAACUUCCAUUAAGGCUGUUUCUGAAGAUAUUGAUGGAAAUACAAUAUAUAUAGGAAAUGGCUCAGGCGACCUUGCUUCCUUUGAUAUUCGUACAGGGAAACUUCUUGGAUGCUUUUUAGGAAAAUGUUCUGGAAGUAUUAGAUCCAUAGCUAGGCAUCCUGAGCUACCUGUGAUUGCCUCCUGUGGGCUUGAUAGCUACUUGCGAAUUUGGGACAUACAGUCACGACAGCUUCUCUCAGCGGUUUUCUUAAAACAACAUCUUACGACUGUUGUCUUUGAUUCCCAUUUUCGUAGUGAAGCUCCUGCACCACAAGUUGAAAAUACAGCAGAAGAAGAUUGCGUAGAAGUGACACCUGUGAAACGGAAAAAGGUGUCUAAAGAGCAUCAUGGAAGUAAGAAGGUGAAAUCUAAGAGAAGUAGCAAGAGGUCGAAAGGUGAAGAAGAUUGACAUGUUCUACAAUGAAGGAAAAUUUUUGACACCAAAAUUUUGAUGUGGUAAAUUUUUGUAUUAUUAUAUUACUUUCCCUUUUCCUGUCCCAAUGAAAGAAGUCAUUCUUGGGGAGCUAUACAAGGCAAGUGAUGUAAAAGACAUAACUAGUUAGUGAAUUGAGACCAUUUUUGAGAAAUUUGUUUACUUCAACGUUCCAAGACUAUAGUGCAUUAUGUAUACCUCUU